Messenger RNA from Talaromyces atroroseus, 1560 nucleotides. RefSeq lists its product as hypothetical. The coding region runs from base 1 to 1560 and encodes 519 amino acids. The record is from RefSeq and is a predicted model, not a curated record. The transcript has 3 exons. NCBI's taxonomy places the organism in Eukaryota, Fungi, Ascomycota, Eurotiomycetes, Eurotiales, Trichocomaceae.
AUGGCUGGGUUCGUGCUAAGCCUGCGUCCGGACGAGGAUGCCAUGAUUAACGGCUUCAUUGCCGCCAAGAGGAAUAAUCCUUUCAUCAAGCGCUGGCACGACAUCUACACCGCCAUGUGGAUAGGGGGCGUCACCAACGCAAACGGAUUCCACAAGCACCCUCUUCUGCGACAUCUGCCGCUUCUAAACCCCCCGUUGAGCAAGAGUAAUCUGAAGCUUGACGUGACUAUGGAGCCCUUCACUGACUACCUCGCCCACUUUGUAGCUUUUGAACGGCUGCGAAAACUCAUUGACCCGAGUGACGGCUUUGACGGGCUCGAGUAUUAUCACACCAUGAGCGGCUUCCGCGGGGUGAUGAAGGAGGGAUGGCAUCCCAAAGGCAAACAGGGCGGCAAAGAAAGCUGGCGAGGUGACUUCAAAGGCAUCAAUCAAGUGGCCGGCUGGGUAGGAAAGGGCAGAGAUCCCAAUGCAGAAGAACGAUCGGAACACGUCUCACGACCCUUGUCGUCGCUGAAGGAUCCAUCGUCUUUUGGACCACCACCAAAGCGCGUAGGUGCCGGCGCACCGGCAGGCGUAUCCCCUAGAGCAACACCUGGACCUCCCCGACGUGGUCUCGGAGCUCCUUUAGCACCGGAAGAGAUGCCCCAACGACCCGAUGAACCCGAGGAACAGGAAGACGAGGCUGCGGCAGCGCCUGCGCCCCCGCCUUUACCAUACCGUGUAAAUCGAACUGGGAUCAGCACAGAAGGUCUUCCUCCGCCUCCCGUCCGGCGUACAGAUUCUCCUAUAGAUUCUACGGCGUCUUCACAAUCUAGACCUAAUCUUCCUCCUCGCUUACCUGCUCGAAAUAUGACCUCAAAUUCACCUUCGCCGCCCCCACCGCCAUACUCAGAAACAGAUAGUUCAAUCCAGAUGAACCAGGACUCGGUGUCGCGCCUGCAAAAUGCUGGUGUGUCUGUUCCUGAGCUCGGAAUUGGCCGAGGAGACAGCGAACAGUCCACCACAGCUCAAAGGGGAAUGAGCAAUCAAGUGAAUGAGCUUCAAUCCCGCUUCGCAAAAAUGUCGACGCCGGGAUCUCAAAGUCUCCAGAGUGCUCCAAGUCCCGAUGAACGUCCUUCGACCACGGCACCAUCUGCUCCACGGACAGGAUACGAUGCACAUAAUACAACAGCAUCGAGGACGGCACCACAACCUCCGAACAACCUACGACAGCGCAGCAAUGAGCAUAUUGAAACCGGGAAACAGAAGCUUGCAGCCUUCAAUCAGAAACACCGCAUCACGGAGCGCAUCCAUGCAUACUUUGAAGAACAACCGGCAGAAGCAUCUAGUCAACAAGCGCAGAGCGUGGCACCGCCUCCGCCCCCGCAUCCCAACCUGAGCAGGCAAAAUUCCAACAUCGAUGUGGAGGUUCUGAGUAGACGAAAAGCGCCGCCUCCCCCGCCUCCUGCCAAGAAGAGCUCCUUGAAGUCGAAUCCAGUGAGCAACAAUAGUUCUAGUAGGAGCAGUAUUAACGACGGCCGCACGCCCCCUCCUCUGCCUCUGGGAACCAAGCCCCGAUGA